AUGGUGCCUUCGAGGCUUCUCUCAGUAGGACCGCGGACCGUGUUUGGGGGCGUGGGGCGCUGGACUCGGGUCGCACCCGGCCAGCUCCCGUGGCACGCUCCCCCCAGGCUGCUCUCGGCCAGCUGUGCGGACCUCUCCAAGCACCAGGAGCCCCCCGGAAAGAAACCGCUCUCCGAGAAGAAGCUGAAGAGGCAUUUUGUGGACCAUCGCCGAGUGCUCAUCCGAGGGGGAUGUGGAGGCGAUGGGGUGAGCUGUUUCCACAGUGAGCCCCGGAAGGAGUUCGGAGGCCCCGACGGUGGUGAUGGAGGUGACGGUGGCCAUGUCAUCCUGAAAGCUGACCAGCAAGUCAAGUCGCUGUCCUCUGUGUUGUCGCGGUACCAGGGUUUCCACGGGCAAGCCGGCGGCCGGAAGAACUGCUCCGGGCGAGGCGGCGCUGUCCUCUACAUCCGGGUCCCUGUGGGCACCUUAGUGAAGGAGGGCAGUGAAGUCGUGGCUGACCUGUCCCGCCCGGGCGCGGAGUACGUCGCCGCUCGGGGAGGUGCGGGAGGAAAAGGCAACCGCUUUUUCCUGGCCAAUGACAACCGUGCACCGGUGACCUGUACCCCCGGGCAGCCCGGUCAGGAACGUGUCCUCUUCCUGGAGCUCCAGACGGUGGCCCACGCCGGGAUGGUUGGGUUCCCCAAUGCCGGGAAGUCCUCGCUUCUCCGGGCCAUUUCGAACGCGAGGCCUGCCGUGGCGUCCUACCCGUUCACCACCUUAAAGCCCCACGUUGGGAUUGUUCGCUGUGACGAUCACCAACAGAUAGCAGUGGCGGACAUCCCGGGCAUCGUCCGGGGCGCGCACCGGAACAGGGGCCUGGGGAGCGCCUUCCUCAGGCACAUCGAGCGCUGCCGCUUCCUCCUGUUCGUGGUGGAUCUCUCGGAGCCAGAGCCGUGGACUCAGCUUGAGGACCUGAAGUGGGAGCUGGAGCAGCACGAGGCCGGCCUGUCCCAGCCAAUUCCAAUGCGAGCUGUGCUCCCGCCAGGGGGCAGCCUCGGUGAGGGCGGCGCUGGGGGCCACCAGCUGCAGGGCGACGCGGGCUUCCCAGAGUCCCAGCCAAGGAUCCCCAGCUCCCGGAUGGCCCCCGCCAGUGUGGGUCACCGUCACCGGAUGUGCCCUGAGGACUGGAGGGCCGGGCCCGGUCCCCCAAGUAUCAGGCACAAGGGGUCCUUUGCCACCUGCAGCCCCUGUGAGGACGCUGCUCCCCAGAGCCCCCUCCUGGACAACACGGAGGCCCCUGGUGCUCAGGGGAGCACAGGGGAGACCCCAGUGGAAUGGGAGUGUGGAGUCCUGGCCCCCGAUGUGUACUGGGUUUGUGAUGUGGGCCUCACGCAGGAGCUCGGGGAGCAGCAGUUUCCAGAGAUUGAAGACAAAAUUGCUUGA
This is a messenger RNA of Puma concolor (puma), 1422 nucleotides long. The record is from RefSeq and is a predicted model, not a curated record. NCBI's taxonomy places the organism in Eukaryota, Metazoa, Chordata, Mammalia, Carnivora, Felidae.